CUAAAAAGCUAGAGCUUGCUAUCUUUGUUUGAAGUUGUAUAGAAUUGGUCCAAUAAUAGCCAUGUCUGGUCUUAAUCUCAAACUCAGCCUCUUCUUCUUCUUGUCUUGUGUCCUUGGCAUUGUUUCAGCUCAGUUGUCUUCAGAUUUUUAUGCCACGUCAUGUCCCUUAGCCCUUACCACCAUUAAAGCUGCAGUGGCCUCUGCUGUCCUUCAAGAGGCUCGCAUGGGAGCGUCCCUUCUUCGUCUUCAUUUCCAUGAUUGCUUCGUUCAAGGUUGUGAUGCAUCAAUCCUUUUAGAUGAUACAUCAACUUUCACAGGUGAAAAGACAGCCUUUCAAAAUGUUAACAGUGUCCGAGGUUACGACGUGAUCGACAACAUUAAAUACCAGCUUGAGGUUUCGUGCCCCGGCGUUGUCUCCUGCGCCGACAUCGUCGCUGUUGCCGCCAGAGACUCUGUUGUUGCUUUAGGUGGGCCUAGUUGGACUGUACAACUGGGAAGAAGAGAUUCAACUACAGCAAGUUUAAGUUCUGCUAACUCCGACUUGCCGGCUCCCUCUUUGGAUCUCAGUGCUCUUAUCACUGUUUUCGCUAACAAAGGUUUCACUGCUAAAGAAAUGGUGGCACUCUCUGGAGCUCACACAAUAGGGAAAUCACAGUGUGCCAACUUUAGAACGAGGAUUUACAACGAGACCAACAUUGAUUCCUCGUACGCAAAGACUUUAGAAGGAAUCUGUCCGAGCGUAGGUGGUGACUCCAACUUGACGAAUUUUGACCCGACCACACCCGACUCGUUCGACAACGCUUACUUCAAGAACUUAUUGGGCAACAAGGGCUUGCUGCACUCUGACCAACAGCUCUUCAAUGGAGGAUCCACAGAUUCUCAAGUCACUGCUUAUAGCGACAACCUUGCUAGUUUCAGAGAUGACUUCGCCUAUGCUAUGAUCAAAAUGGGAAACCUUAACCCUCUCGUAGGAUCCAACGGUCAGAUUAGGACCAACUGCAGGAAAGUCAACUAAGUCAGGACCGAUCGACUUGAUAUUGAUGAUGGCUACGUUAAAAUGUGGAACAAUAAAACUAAUGAAGUUUAAAUUCAUUAGUUAGAUUUGGUCAUGUUUAUUAUUUUCAGCAGCGGUCACUGGUUAUAGCUCUCUCUAAAUGUAUGCUGUCGUGAAAUGUGUUGUUUAUUGUUUAUGAAGUGUUCAAAAUCCAAAAAUUGAGCCAAGCGUUUAAUUUA
Molecule: messenger RNA, 1233 nt
Organism: Prosopis cineraria
Lineage: Eukaryota; Viridiplantae; Streptophyta; Magnoliopsida; Fabales; Fabaceae
Product: cationic peroxidase 1-like
Exons: 4
Coding region: 62-1015 (317 amino acids)
Biological process (GO): hydrogen peroxide catabolic process; response to oxidative stress
Molecular function (GO): peroxidase activity; heme binding
Source: RefSeq, a predicted model, not a curated record